AAAACGAGGAAGAAGACGAAGAAGAAUUUACAACCAUCCUUCAGUUCCACAUGUUGGAUAUGGCUGUUAAGAAAUAAAUAGCCUUGUUGGGCGGAGGUGUUUAAGUCAACAUGGACGAAGAAGACACGGCCGGGUACAGGGAACCCUGCGCCCAGUGUGCGGCGGUGGACUGGGGCAUCUCAGAUGAGGGUCGUUUCUACUGCAGAUCCUGUCACAAUGUCAUCGAGAGAACCAGAGAGGUGCUGGACACAACCUUUAUUCAGGGGUCCAACAGGAUCACCACCAUCAGCAGAGGAUCCAGAACCAGAAGGCCGGAGGGCGGCAUCGUGUGGAUGCUCUGUGAGGGAUUCCAGUUCAUCUUGAAGAACCAGGCCGAUGCGCUGCUCAGACUGGGAGUCAGUCCUCACUUUAAGGACGAUGUGUUGUGUCAGCUAUGGAGACUCUACCUGCAGAAGACCCAGCAAGCGUACACCUCCAACCCGGUGACCAGCUUAAAGUUUACAGCCCAAGGUUGGGAUUCGGACUCGGACAGUGCCCCCGGGUCGUCCGUCAUGUCGGCCAGUGCGACAGACCGGGAGUCGAACCCGCCCAGCUCAGCUGGUUCUAACACAGAGAGCGGCAGCGAAUGGUCGAGCUCCACUAAUGACCUUCGCCGCCUGACAUCCCGCCGGAGGCGGAGCCAAAGCCGGAUGACCAUGGUGAAGACUUUGGCUCUGAUCCACCUGGCUCUGGUCUGGAGCCGUGAGGCGCUGACGCUGAGUGACCUGCUCAGGCUGGUGAAAGAGGGUCACAUCCCGUAUGUUAACGCCUACGAAGAACUUCCGGAGGAGAUGAAGCUGUUUGGAAAAGAUGCUCUUCUCUUCAGUGUGCUGAGCAUCCCGUCUCACAACACCUUGCAUCGGGAGGCUCAGGCUCUGGUUCAGUUCCUGCAGCUUCCAGCUUUUCCUCCAAUCAGCCGGCAAACUCUGCUUCACCCAGCUCUGCUCAGCCUCCGUUUCCUGACCGACGCCAACCUGCCAGAUGAACUCCACAGGUGGGUGUGCAGGCUGAUGGACCGAGCCGGAAUGGCCGAUCCGAGGGGCUUCACCAUCAACCCCCAGUCACACGGCAUCCUGCCGCGGUACGAGGUGCAGACCGCUGCCCUCAUCAUCGUCACAAUGAAGCUGAUCUUUGGCCUGGAUGACCACACCGAGUGGGAGUUAUCCAAUCAAGUUAGUUCCCAGGACGACUCAGACGACCAGUUUAACCUGAGGAGGUGGUACCGACUGAUGCAGGCCGCUCUGAUCCGGGCUCAGAAGAAGGCGGACCAGGAUGUCGCCAGGAAACAGUGGAGGACAAAGAAACCAAUUUUCCUGAGCAAGGGAGAGAAAAACCUCAUCAUGAAGAGGAAAAGAAAUGCAGAGCAGGUCCAGAUGUGUUUUGAGAAGCUGUCCUCUUGUCCAGCAGGCGUCCAGGACAUCAGUCCAUCCAGCUUCAGGUUCUGCUGGGGGGACAAAGACGGAUCAGACGGUCCCAGUCUGCACCACAUGAAGGUAGACAGAGUUCUGACCCAGAAACUUGGAACCCUGACUCCCCAGAACUCCUUGUACUGGCACCCAGCACUUAAAUCCUGCAGCACGUUAAGGAAGUGCAGGAGUCAUUACUCUGAGGUGGAGGCCACGCUGCCACGCUCCUUCGUCUGGCUGCUGCAGCUCUUCUCCUUCAUCCUGGACGUGAAACCCUACUAUCUGUAUGAGGAGGUGCUGGAGGUGGAAAGGAAAGUGUUUGGAGCUAAACACGCCAUGUACCCAAAGGGAAAGAAGAAAAAGAGAAGGACUGAAACCAGAACCGGAACCUCAUCCAGGGUAGUUCAAAAAAGUGGAGGAAAAAGCUAAGUCCAGUUCAGUUACUUGAGAAAUAAAUAAGGAGCAGCUGUAGGAAGUCUGUUUCUUGUGUUAAUUUCCCCAAACACACAGCAAGAUUUAUUUUUUUUAAUGAAUGCAAAAAUCUUCCCUGCGUCUUUAUCACUGAUUGAAAGAGGUGUAAUGAGGAGAAAAAAGUUGUGUGUGAAGAUGCAGAAAGUCAUGGCUAAAUUAAAGAAUGAGACAAUGAAGGUUUUGGGAUGAGAAAAGGAUCCUGACCAGCAAGAAUCCAGGGGAAGACUGCGAAGUGAGGGGUGAAUAAAAAUGUCUCUUUUUUU
This is a messenger RNA of Melanotaenia boesemani (Boeseman's rainbowfish), 2179 nucleotides long. It is a transcript of the gene taf1b, whose product is annotated as TATA box binding protein (Tbp)-associated factor, RNA polymerase I, B. The coding region runs from base 111 to 1874 and encodes 587 amino acids. NCBI's taxonomy places the organism in Eukaryota, Metazoa, Chordata, Actinopteri, Atheriniformes, Melanotaeniidae. The record is from RefSeq and is a predicted model, not a curated record. Gene Ontology annotation, molecular function: RNA polymerase I core promoter sequence-specific DNA binding. Gene Ontology annotation, biological process: RNA polymerase I preinitiation complex assembly; nucleolar large rRNA transcription by RNA polymerase I. Gene Ontology annotation, cellular component: RNA polymerase I core factor complex; RNA polymerase transcription factor SL1 complex. The transcript has 15 exons.